This is a messenger RNA of Austrofundulus limnaeus, 4616 nucleotides long. RefSeq names its product peroxisomal biogenesis factor 5-like a (gene pex5la). The coding region runs from base 428 to 2221 and encodes 597 amino acids. NCBI's taxonomy places the organism in Eukaryota, Metazoa, Chordata, Actinopteri, Cyprinodontiformes, Rivulidae. The transcript has 14 exons. Gene Ontology annotation, cellular component: peroxisomal membrane; cytosol. Gene Ontology annotation, biological process: protein import into peroxisome matrix, docking. The record is from RefSeq and is a predicted model, not a curated record. Gene Ontology annotation, molecular function: protein binding.
CAAACAGGGAACAGGAGCGCUCUAUAAGAAGAGAAGGAGCGGAGAGAAGAAUCAAAACACUCAGCCGGGAGAGGAGAGGAGAGGAGAGGAGGGGAGGGGGGAGUCGGACUGGAGAAAUGGAAAGCGUUUAGGAUGAAGGCUUAGAUAAAUAGUUUGCCCUGAGAAGAAACAUUUUAUUUGUCACUUGUUUAAAACCCAAAACCUGCAGGCAGUGAGUGAGGACUCUGCGCUCCCGGUGCGCCUCGGAAAUCUUGGAUGAGCGCUUCUUCAGCACCUUGAGGAGAGGACAGCUCCGCUCUGUCUGCCCCACACAAAACUCUGCUUCUUUUCACGUUCCAGUCUGACACUCUGCUCCUGUCUGCUUCAAGUCUGGGAGAAGUGAGAAGACCCCCCGCCGGAGGGACCCGCCUCUGACUGUGUGCUCAAUAUGUACCAGGGGCAUUUACAGCUGGUGAGCGAGCAACAAGAGAGCCGGCCGCUGUUAAGCCCUUCCAUCGACGAUUUCCUCUGCGAGACCAAAUGUGAUGGGAAUUCCCGCCCAGUGACUUCCAACACAGCUGUUCUGUCUUCAACACUGGACCUUCUAGAUCUGAGUGAACCCGGUGAGAGGAGGAACAGCAAGGACAGGAAGAGCAUCCUGACAUCCCGGAGCGAUGGCCAGCAGAACAUCUCAAACAAAAAAAAGACAGAUGAGACGGAGCUGAUCCAGGUGGAAGUGGAACAGACGGGACCAAACAUGCGAAACCAAGAGAGGGUGUCUCUUGACUCAGUAACCAUUGGUUCACUGGAUAAAUGGGAAGACCUAAGUCCCAACCCUGAGAAAAAUGGCAACAGGAAAUGGAAGUUGGAGAGACGACGCUCAUCUAAAAAUUCAUCCAAUGAAUUUUUGUGGUGGACCGUGAAACAGCCUGAUGUUUCCUUCAGGUCAGUAGACUCUAAGACCCAAUCAGAUGCUUCAAAUAAGAACAUGAUGGAGUUAAAUACCAAAGUUGAACCAGAAUCUGCCCUUGCAUCACAACUCAACAAGCAGUAUAUUAGUGGACGACAUGCUCGCCUAACGAAGGAGCAGCGCUGGGGGAGCGCCCUCCUGUCCAGGCAUCAGUCCCUGGAGGAAGAGUUUGAGCGAGCCAAGGCCGCCGUUGAGUCGGAUACGGAGUUCUGGGACAAGAUGCAGGCGGAGUGGGAAGAGCUGGCUCGACGAAACUGGCUGACUGAAAACGAGCAGGCGCAGAUUCCGUCGUCUGUAUCGCCACAUGAAAAGGGUUACUACUUCCACACAGAUAAUCCUUAUAAGGACUUGCCAAAUGCAUUUGAGGAAGGACUAAAGAAAUCUCGAGAGGGAGAUUUGCCAGACUCUGUCCUUUUGCUGGAAGCAGCCGUCCUGCAGGACCCUCAUGAUUCAGAGGCUUGGCAAGURUUGGGGACCACGCAGGCUGAAAAUGAAAAUGAGCAGGCAGCGAUUGUUUGCCUCCAAAGGUGUUUGGAGCUGCACCCAAAUAACCUCCCGGCCCUCAUGGCUCUCGCCGUGAGCCUGACCAACACAGGGAUGCGUCACGAUGCCUGCGAGGCCCUGCUCCGAUGGCUCAGAYACAAUCCAAAGUACAAGCACCUGCUGAAGGGCAAGACCCACUUGAUAGGGUCCCCGAACUCUCAGCGCAGGAUGUCUUGCGCUCCCAACAUGAGCCGACAUGAAAGCUCACUGCUGCCAGAGGUCAAGGAGCUCUUUCUGGAAGCAGUUCAGCACAACUCAGACAGCAUUGACCCGGAUUUACAGACGGGCCUUGGGGUGCUCUACAACCUCAGCGGAGAGUUCAACAAAGCUGUAGAGGCCUUCAACACAGCCCUGUCAAUUCGGCCCGAGGACUACUUAUUGUGGAAUCGACUGGGAGCCACGCUGGCAAACGGGGACCGCAGCGAAGAGGCGGUGGAGGCUUAUACAAGAGCUCUCGAGCUGCAUCCAGGCUUYAUCAGGUCACGCUACAACCUGGGCAUCAGCUGUAUUAACCUAGGGGCACACAGAGAGGCAGCCAGUAACUUCUUGACUGCUUUGAGUCUUCAGAGAAAAAGCCGGAGUCGCCAGCAGUCUCACCAGGUGAUGUCCGGGAACAUCUGGGCAGCUUUGAGGAUAGCAUUAUCUAUGAUGGACCAGCCUGAACUUUUCCAGGCUGCAAACAUAGGUGACUUGGAUCUUCUCAUGCGAGCCUUCAACUUAGACAUUUAAAGAAGACAAAAAAAAAGACAAGGAAGAGAUGACAACGUCUCCCUGAUUACUAAUUYUCUGAUUUCUACCUGUAAGCCAAAAACCCAAAGUGCACAUGCCUGAGUUAACAUGUGUUAAACUCGUAGAUUUAAGCUACAGUGGUCAAACCCUGUCAUAUAGUUUCGCCCUACUUCUUUGGAGCAGAUCAGUGGGGAGGGGGCCAGUUCUUCCAAGGGUUUUGGACAAACAUCUUCACGAUGGAAUUUGCACUGCAAUUUGUGAUUUCCCUAAAGAGCACAAGGACAGGCAAAGAUUGUUUGAGGAAUGCCUUAGAGAGCGCGUCAAUUAAAAUCUGACUCAUCCAGUGGAAAUGAGGAGGGCAGCCAGUUUUAAGACACCCACAGAGACGCCCCACCCCCACAAGCCAUUUGCAGCAAACUCGACGAGGUUACUGGAGAGAAAAACUGCCGACUCAGGAUUGUUUCUCCCUUCUACAAGAUGGAUUCAGGCUGCAUCUCAUAACCUGGGGCUCCGGACUGUCUUCCUGGCUUGUGCUCCUCUUCUGUCAAUGGAGAGUUACAGUAUAUUAAACUGCAUAAAUAAGCAUUUUUCAAAAGCGGAUACUUGUUUAAAAACUAACAUACUUGUAGAUUUUCCCUUUGCACUUCAGACAGUAAGAUGACUUCUAAGAAAUCCAAGUGGAAUGUGCAACCCUUACUCAAGCCUUACUCAGAAGCAUGCAUCCAAUUCUAUUUAUUUACACUAUUUAUAAAGGCAACAACAACAAAAACAAAUAUUGUAAAGCAAUUUUUCAGACUGGUUUUGAUUUCUUUACAUAUAUGCUGUUUUAUUAACUUGGAAAGAUGCUGAGCCAUUAAUUAUAUCACUGGGUUUUGGCACCAACGCUCUUGUUGUUCCCUUUAAGCUGAAUGGCAGAGAAAAAAACAGUUUAGGUGGGAAAAAUGAUUAGUUAUAUUUCAUUUUAAUCUGCGUUACAGGCAUCUUCUCUAACAACUGAUGUAAGCACCAUAGUUUGUUUUUUUAUUUCUCCAGAGCGCAGUUGCUUUAUUACAGCGUAGCAUUUCACACACAAAGGAUUUGUUUAUUUCGAGACAGCAGCUUGGUGAGCUUCUUAAUGCAGUUAUUUGCAUUUACGUUGCCCAGGCUUAUGUGAUUAAUUAAAUGGGUUCCCGUCAGCCAUCAUGCAUGAUUCAAAUAUUUAUAUGAUGCUGCUCAGAACGUUGCAUUUAUUUGUUUUGCUACAUUAAUAUGCAUCUAUAUAUAUAAAAAAAUAUGUAAUAAAAUUUCAUGUUCCAGAUAAAUGUUCUACAACACCCCAGAAGCUUUCUCAUAAACACGAGUUUUCAGCUGGCAGCUUCAUUUGARUCAUAGUUUCCAGUUUGAAAGUCAUUGUGUAAACUGAACAUCAAGCCUCCCUCCUCACUGUGCGACAGAGGAAAUGAUAGAUAAUCUGCUGUUCUGUGCGGCUCAGCACACUCUGGUUUUUAUCAGGUGUGUUCACAGUCCAGGUGUGCUGCUGGAAAGUGCGUCUCUUUUUUUAUUGUUGGCUCCUAUGCAAAAGGUCACGUUUCAUGUUGCUAUUCUGAAUUGUCGGUUUGUCCCCCGUCGGCCUCAGUGAACCAAAGGGAAGUGUUGUUUCUGUGCUUUGAAUGAAUGCUAUCAGGGGGAACCAGAGACCAACACCAGAACCAUUCAUCUUCCAAAUGGUGCAGCUGGGAUGUCACCCUCUGUGUCAGAAGAAAUGUUUCAUCAGGGGAGGAGGGAAAAAACGCCAUCGGGCUAAAGUGCUGUCUUUACAUUUUAUGAAUCUCUGCAAUUGAAAAAAAAGUAUCUUUGGCUGCAGUUGGAUCUUUAAAAGUUACAGCUGUAUGCAUUGCUCAAAUAUUCACAUGUGCACCGACUUCACCAUUUGAGAAGAAGAAAAUCCCCAGCUGUGAUAGUUGUCAAAAAAAAGACACUAAGUGACACUAAAACCAGCAAGAUUAUAUUUCAGAUUAAAAAUAUUCAUUAUUAACUAUAAAAAUAUUCUGGAUCAAAUCAAUGAAAACUGGAAGAAGUGUACGUUGAAUAUGUAAACAAAGCAUAUAUGUUUUCAUGAAUAUUUUAGGAACAUUGUAUGAAAAGAAUUGUGUGAAAAUAAAUAAAAAAGAAAUGUUGAUUAAAGGUUUGAGAAAUUGCUUGUAAAAAGAUUACUUGUAUUCGUGCUUCCUGAAAUUAAGAGCAAAAGAAUCAUAAGAGAAAUACAGGAAAUAUUAAAAAAAACAACAUGGUAUGGAUUAUAAUAAGGAUGGUUUAUUAGAGAAAAAUAAUGGUGAUAUGAAAGAAACAUGGCGAGUAAUGACUAGUGUUUUGAAGAGUCACAAAGUACGAUUUUACAAUAUUUUGUAAAAGAUGG